Tuber aestivum (summer truffle) is the source of this 1005-nucleotide messenger RNA. Lineage: Eukaryota; Fungi; Ascomycota; Pezizomycetes; Pezizales; Tuberaceae. The record is from the annotation of a GenBank genome assembly.
AUGGAGUCCCCCGCCCCCGACUUCACCGACAGAUACAUCGCGCAGCUGCUAGAGAGAGAUGCCGCGGAGCAGAGUUCGCGCUUCAGCAGGGUAAGCAGGGCGUGUGCGCCGAAGCCGAACACGAGAUUUCUGCGGAACAUUGUGCGGGAGGUGGACUCGCAUAAUGCUGCGUUGCUAGCGAGGGAGCAGAGACGGCGGUCCAGGUCUCGAAAGAGGGAGAGGGAGAGGGAGAGGGCGAGGGCGAGAGAAAAGGAGAGGGAGAGGGCUAGAAGGAAGAAGAGGGAGAGGGAGAGGGAGAGGGAAAGGUAUAGGAGUAGGAGCAGGACUAGGAGUAGGAGCAGGACUAGGAGCCGGAGUAGGAGCAGGAGUAGGAGGAGGAGAAGAAGAAGGAGAGAGGAGGAGAGGGAGGAUAGAGAGGAUAGACACUCGAGCGCAAGGGUUCGGAGACACAGACAUCGUCAUCAUCGUCGGCCCCGGUCUCAUUCUCGUUCUCAUUCUCGUUCUCGUUCCCGUUCUCGGUCCCGGUCUCCGUCUCCACAUCGGCAUCACCGCCACCGUUCUCACCACCGCCGGCGCCAUCGCCGUCGCCGCAACAGCUCCUCUAGGACCAGACACAUCUCAUCCACCCCCGCCCCCGGCGAGAGCCGAGAAGAGCUGAUAGGUCCCCAACCCCCGCCACCACCCGCUCGCGGCCGUGGUGGCACCACCACCACCGAUGGACAAAACCCCAUGGACGCACACUUCGCCUCCUCCUAUGACCCAACGCAAGACUCUCUCUUCCACCCCCCCUCCAACCUCCCCUCCGAUGAUGAAUGGGAUACAGCACUUGAAGCCUACCGUGACCGGCAGAGAUUGAAGAGCUUGCAUGCGGAGCGGCUGAGGGUUGCGGGUUUUGGCGAGGAGAUUAUACGCACUUGGGAGAAGAGUAAGGCAGGAGGGGAGGAGGAUAUUGAGGGGAUCAAGUGGGGGGUGAGGGGGGGCGUCAGGGAGUGGGAUCGCGGGAAG